CACACACGCUGCCCUUCGCGCGCGGAGUCAGCGCGCAUCUGGACAAGGCCUCCAUCAUGCGCCUCACCAUCAGCUACCUGCGCAUGCACCGCCUCUGCGCCGCAGGAUAUCACUGUGUAGCUCUGACUGGCCCAGAACUUGCUGUGCAGACCAAGCUAGCCUUGAACUCACAGAGAUCUGCCUGCCUCUGCUACCCACCCCCUCCCAUCCACUCACCCUGCCUUUAAGUGCUGGGAUUAAAGGAAUGCACCACCACAUCGGCAAUUUAUGUGUUUGUUUUCUUUUUUCCAUACUGGAGGUUGAACCCAAAUCAAGGGGUAUGGUACCCAAGCACUCCACCAGAAAGUCAAGCCCCCAGCCCCUCACUGGGGGAUUCUAGGCAGGGGCUCUACCACUGAGCCACACAUCCAGCUGUCUUUUUACAGUUUUGACACAGGGUCUUACUAGGUUGCUCAACUAGUAAGAAUUUGAACUAACUUGGUAGGCCAGACAAGACUUGAAUUUUUGAUCCUUCUGCCUCGGCUUCACAUAGCCACCAUGCUUAGCCAAUCCUUGUCCACCCCAGGAGGCUCCCCAGGCAUUAUUUUAAAAUUCCUGGAAGUCUCUCUUCAUCCUCUCCCCUCUUCUCCUCUAGUUCAAUUUCUUAUUCUCUUAGCAGCCACCCAAGGAAGCGCUUGAGUGCUCUCUCUCUCUCUCUCUCUCUCUCUCUCUCUCUCUCUCUCUCUCUCACACACACACACACACACACACACACACACACACACACACACACACACACACACACACACUCAGACUCCUGAAAUUUUUUCUAAAAAAAUUAGAAAUUUGAAAAGGUUUCAUUAUAGAGGGUCUGCCCAUUAAAUUCCCUUGCCCCAUAGACUUUGGGGGAGGGGGAGUUUACGCCUUUAGAAUUCUGUCAGCAGCCCUCUGACCUCCACGUGCACAGGAAAUAAAUAAAAUGUAUUGGAAUUCUGUCUUCCGGAAAUCCCUGACAUUUUAGAAUUCUGCCCAUCUGGCAGGCCAUCCACACCCUCCCGCCAAGAACUCUAGAAAACUCACAACUCUAGAAUUCCAGGUGCCCCCAGGCCUCUUUGAAGUUCGACUCCUCAGAGAGUUCAGUCUUAGAAUCUUGGGGGAUUCUAUGUCCCCUCUGGGAGUCCAUGUUCCUGUUUCCAAAGUUUAGUGGCCUUGACCUCUUCUUUGCGACUCCCAAGCCCCUAGGAUUUUCUCCCACUCGCCCAGGCUUUUCUAUGAGUUCAUGUGGGUGAGGAAAGAUGGCGGGAAACUAGGUAGGGUGGGUCCAUAGCUGAUAACAGCUGCCCCGUCCUCCCCCUCCCCCUCCCCGCCGGCCUGGGCACCAGGGGAGUGGAACCAGGUGGGAAAAGGGGGAGAGCCACUGGACGCCUGCUACCUGAAGGCCCUCGAGGGGUUCGUCAUGGUACUCACCGCCGAAGGAGACAUGGUUUACCUGUCGGAAAAUGUCAGCAAGCACCUGGGCCUCAGUCAGGUGAGCUGCCUGCUCUGUACCUGCCCCUCCCCCAGUGGGGAUGCUGGGGGGACCGUGGUUCCCCACGACCUCAGUUCUUCCUUUAUGAAAUUCACAGUAUGGCAGAGGGGAGAGAGGACCGUCACCAGACAGAAUGGUCAGCGCUGUGAUGGGACAGCCUAGAUGUAGGAAAGAAAUGUGGCGCUGAGAGGCCUGACCCAGCCUGGGAGGAGAUGGACUUGGGGGGGCUGCUUAGAAGAAAGACCGUCUUAGCUGCAACCUGAAUGGCUUAGCAGUGAGGAUCACAAAUGUACAUGGCGGAGUGUUGGCACACACAAAGGCCCGGAAGUGAGACGGAAAUGGAACACUUUGGAGACAUGGCUAAGUGGAACAUGGACAGAGGACAGUGGAAGAAUUUGGGAGGGGGAAAAAAAGAUCAGACAAGUUCAAUAGGUCGAUAACGUGUGUUCACGUGAGAAGGUUUGUCUCCAAGGCGCUGGGAGCCGUGGAAGGAGUGAAAACAAGGGAGAGGGUGUGCUAACGUGGUAGAACUGUGUUUACCGUUCAGAAAGGGAACAGAAGGACUAAAGAUGAGAGGAUGCGCAGCAGGGAGAGGAGACCCCUCAGGUGCGAGGAGAGGAGCUGGGCAAGCCAUCUGGGGACUAGACCUAACUUUAGUUCACCUUUAGAGUAAACCCUGUAUGAGAAAGUUUGUGUUCUUUUUUUUUCUCUUUCAUGUAAAUGGCUGUACAGUGGACCUCUGUUCCUUCUCCCUGAUGCAUAUCCCCACUCCUGGUACCAAUUUCUCUCUGGAGCUCAUCGGACACAGUAUCUUUGAUUUCAUCCAUCCCUGCGACCAAGAGGAACUCCAGGAUGCCCUGACCCCCAGGCCAAGCCUGUCCAAGAAGAAGCUGGAAGCCCCCACAGAACGCCACUUUUCCUUGCGCAUGAAGAGCACACUCACCAGCAGAGGGCGCACGCUCAACCUCAAAGCUGCCACCUGGAAGGUGCUGCACUGCUCAGGACACAUGAGGGCCUACAAGCCUCCUGCACAGACGUCCCCCACCGGGAGCCCUCGCUCCGAGCCUCCCCUGCAAUGCCUGGUGCUUAUCUGUGAAGCCAUCCCCCACCCAGCCAGUCUGGAGCCCCCUCUGGGCCGGGGGGCCUUUCUCAGCCGCCACAGCCUGGACAUGAAGUUCACGUACUGCGACGAGAGGAUCGCAGAAGUCGCUGGCUACAGCCCUGACGACCUGAUUGGCUGUUCUGCCUACGAAUACAUCCAUGCACUGGACUCCGAUGCAGUCAGCAGGAGCAUCCACACUUUGCUGAGCAAGGGCCAGGCAGUAACGGGGCAGUAUCGCUUCCUGGCCCGGACCGGAGGCUACCUGUGGACUCAGACUCAGGCUACAGUGGUGUCAGGGGGACGGGGCCCCCAGUCAGAAAGUAUCAUCUGUGUCCACUUCCUGAUCAGCCGGGUAGAAGAGACAGGCGUGGUGCUGUCCCUGGAACAAACGGAGCAACACACUCGCAGACCCCCUCAGCGGGGUACCUCCUCGCAGAAGGGUAUCCCUGGCAACGGUCUAGACCCACCUGCCCCCCGGAUCCUGGCCUUCCUGCACCCUCCGGCCCUGAGUGAGGCCUCCCUGGCUGCUGACCCUCGCCGUUUCUGUAGCCCAGACCUGCGCCGCCUCAUGGCACCCAUCCUGGAUGGGCCUCCCAUAGCCACCACCCCCAGCACCCCACAGGCUACACGGAGACCCCAAAGUCCUCUUCCGGCUGAUCUCCCAGAUCAGUUGCUUGGGGGCUUAGAGAAUGCAUGCAGACUCUCCACUGCCCGGAAAAACAAGACUGUGGAGACAGAUCUAGAUAAAGCUCAGGACCCUGACACUCUGGACUUGGAGAUGCUGGCUCCCUACAUCUCCAUGGAUGAUGACUUCCAGCUCAACUCCUGCGAGCAAUUGCCCAGAACCCACCGCAGACCUUCCAGGGUGGCCCGCAGACCCCGUGCUCGGAGCUUCCAUGGCCUGUCGCCCCCCAUCCCUGAGCCCUCCCUGCUGCCCCGCUGGGGGAGUGAUCCACGACUGAACUGUUCCAGCCCCUCCAAGGGGAACCUUCCCACAGCCUCCCUAAUGCCUGGAACUCGGAAGAGGGCCCUGGCCCAGAGCUCAGAGGACAAGGGGGUGGAGCUGCUGGAAACAAAGCCCGCCAAGCGGUCCCCCAGCCUCGAACCUGGAAGCUUCCUGCUGCCUCCCCUCAGCCUGAGUUUCCUUCUGCAAGGUCGACAGUUCCCAGGGAACCAGCAGGAUCCCAGAACCCCACUCUUAGAUUCCCGUGAGCCCUUGGGCCUAGCUCCCUCGCUGCUCUCUCUCUACCAGCAUGAGGAAACUAUCCAGCCCAGGAACCGCGGCCCACCAGCAGCAGGAUUGGCCCAGGCCCGCUGAGUCAGCCCUCCUCCCAGUUCCCUGCUUCUACCCCAGAAAGGACUCAAUCCAUACUCCUCACCAGCAGCCCACACCCAGGAUGGGGCCUCUCUCCUCUGAGUGCCCUCCACAGCCCCCAGCCAGCCUCAGUCCUACCUCAGCCCCCCAACCCUCUGCCUUCACCCAUUCAGGGGCUUCUUGGAGUGUUCACAGCUCAGUUACCUCUGGGAGGGGGUGUGUGACCCCUCCCCAUCUCCUCUCAGGACUUCCCUUGGGGUUCUCCAUAGUUGGUUAUCUCACUCUCUCUUUCUCUGACUCUCUUUGCUUUAUUUGGAAGAAUGAAGGGUUCGGAGAGUCAGGGGUCAGUCUCUGAUCCUGGCCCCAUGGAGUUUGGACAACCAUAAUCACGUUUUUCUGUUUGUUUGUUUUUGUGUUUGGUUUUGGUUUUCCGUCACCCUUCUAUCGGCUUUACUUUGUCCUUUUCACGGUAACGCAUUCAGGUACUCUCCAUUGCACAGGGCCCACAGCAACGCGGGACUCUGAUCUUCCCCCUCCGCGGUGGCAAAGGUGGGGAGACUCUGGGUCAGACCUCACCCCCAGUGACUUGUGGAGUCUCAGCCUCCCAAACUGCCACCCAGCUCUGCCUGCCCUUUCUGCUCCUGACUUCCUGCUGGCACCAACCUUGCCUGAAUAAUGACUUCAUGUGUGAUCUUCCUAUUUUAGGGGUAGGCAGCAACUUCUUCCACUCAACAGAGCCAUAAUCUCUGACCUUCCCUGGAUCUAGAAUACUUGACUCCUGCCUUCACUGUUUGUAGACUAUACAACCACCUCUGGCCUUCCCUGGUGUUAGGCUUUACCACUUUCCAUCUUCCCUGGUUCUAGACAACAAGACUCAGGGCCAUCCUUGUGUUUAGACCUUGCAGCCCCUGGUCUUAGUUGGUUCUAGAAUGUAUGCCCUUGGGCCUUCCCUGGUUCUAGAGGCCUGGGGGCUCUCUGGUUCUAGAUUUUCCUACUUCCUGGUUCUAAAAUGUACAAUCCAUGGUUUUUCCCUGGCUCUUGGAUUCCAUACCCCUCAUCCAUUGCUAUUUCUAGACUGUGAGGCCCGUAGCCUUCCUUGGCUCUAGACUAUGCUACCAUUGGUCUCUGGUUCUAGACUUAUGACCUCUGGCCUUCCCUUGUUCUAGACACUGUAGCCUCUGGCCACCAUGGUUCUAAACUGUGUUAUUUCUGCCGUCUUCCAUCCUAGACUGUGCAACCUCUGAUCUUCUCUCUUUCUAGUCAUUCUAGACAUUCUCUGGUCUUUUACCUGAUUUGAGACUGUACACUUUAUGACCCUACUGCUGUUCUAAACCAUGCCACUUCUCUGGCCUUUUAUCUCAUUCUAGACUAUAGGCCCUCUGAUCUUCCAUGGUUCCAGAGCAGUGGUUCUCAACCUUCCAAAUGCUGCAGCCCUUUAACACAGUUCUUCACGUUGUGGUGACGACCCCCAACCAUAAAAUUAUUUCAUUGCUACUUCAUAACUGUAAUUUUGCUACUGUUAUGAAUCAUGUAAAUAUCUGUUAGGCAGGCUAUCUGAUAUGCAACUCCCAAAGGGGUUGAAAGCCACAGGUUGAGAACCACUGUUCUAGACUAUACAACCUGUGACUGUCUUUGAUUCUAGGCUAUGCUACCUCUGGUCUUCAUUGGUUCCAAACUAUGUGACUGCUAGCCUUCUCUGUCAUUCCCUGGUCCUAGACUGUCCUGUCAUUGACUUCCCCCUGGCUCUAGACUGCAUCACCUCCAACAUGGUCUGCUACAGACCUCAGUUUCUUCAAACCCUUCUAAUUCCAGAUCUCGUAGUCUUCAGCUCUUUCUUGGACUGGCUCUCACAGCCCCCAAUUCUGUCUGUUUUCAAACCUCACAGUGUUUUAAAGUGUGGUUUGAGUUACAUAAUAUGUAAGGCUUUCUGGGUCUAGAGCCUACAACCACCAGAAUCUCAUCCUGUAGUUUCCUCUGGUUCUAGACUUCUUAAAAAUCCCUCUGGUUCCCAUCCCCUCUGUUCCCUGUCAUUGCAGACUGUUUGUGUGUGUGGUAUUGAGGAUUAAAUCCAGGACUUCCCACCUGCUAAGCAAGCACUCUACCACUGAGCUAUAUCUUUGUUUUAUUUUGAGACAGUAUCUUGAUCGAUUGCUCAGACUAACCUUGAACUCAUUCAGUAAACCUAGGCAAGUCUUGAACUUGUGAUCCUCCUGCCUUAGCCUCCCAAGUAGCUGGGAAUUUCAGGCCUUUGAAACUGAGCCUAUUUGAUCUUAUAACUGACAGUUCCUUCUUGUUUCUAGAUCCCACAACUCCAAGCUUCCUGUUGGUUCCAGUCUUUCUGAUCCGUAAGAUACUUGGUUUCAAAUCCAGAUCUCAUUUCUAGAUCAUUUUGGUUUCAAACCUCAUGAUAUCUAUCUUAUUUCUGUUCAGGUUUCUGUACUCAAAAAUUCAAGAAUUGCUUUCCCCCAAUAAGGAGGGGUAAAGCGAGUUAUGUCUUGAACUUGGAGCUGGCUCUUCUGGAGCCAGACACCAUGUGCCCAUUCUCUUGGGUUCUAGAUUUCACUACCUCCAUCAUCCCCAGGUUUUAGAUUAUGCAAACUCUAGACCUUGAAACUUCCAAGAUGCUCUGUUCUCAGAUGACCUGAUGAUCUGCCUAUUACUGAGCUUCAAAUAUCAAGCCAGAGGGUAGUGGUGCACACCUUUAAUCCUAGCACUUGGGAAGCAGAGGCAGGUGGUUCUCUUCCAGUACAGCCUGGUCUAUAGAGCAAGCUCCAGGACAGCCAGGGCUACACAGAGAAACCCUGUCCUGAAAAAACAAAACAAACCCAAAAGAAAAAAAUACCUUCUGGGUUCUGUUACCGUUUUGAGACAGUGUCUCAAAACUCACUGGCCAUUAAUUUACUAUGUAGUCAGGGAUGGCUCAUGAUACUCCUUCACCCACCUCCCAAGUGCUGGGAUUACAUGCAUGCCUAGUUUUAUGUGGUGCUGGGGAUUGAACCCAGAGCCUCAUGCAUGCUAGGCAAAUACUCUACCAACUGAGCUACACUCAGCCUCUGUAAAGGUCUUCUCAUUCUAGACCUUGUCCCAUGAGCUCCUUUGGUUCUAGAUCCCACAAUUACUAAAUCCUCCUUGCUUCAGAUCUUAUGACUGAAAUUUCCCUGAAUCUAGAGCACAUCUUGAAAAUAUCAGUUGAUAAUAUCUUGCCUUAUAUAUUUCUCUAGUUCUAAACCUUAGAACCCUGACUCUUUCUAAUUCUAGAUUGUAAGAUCCCAGAAAUCCCUGUGGAUUCUAGAACUUAGUUUUUAGGCUUUUUUUUUUCCAGAGAGGAGGCAGGAUUUCACAUAUCUCAGGAUGGCCUCCAGCUCACUAUUACACAAGGAUGACCUUGAACUUCUGAUCCUCUACCCUCCACUUCUCAAAUGCUGGAAUUGCAAGUGCGCAUCAUCAUACUCACUUUAUGUGGUACCAGGGAUGAAACUCAGCUUUGUGCAUGACAAGCAAGCACUCUUGUCAGCUGAGACACAUGUCCUCUCCUAGGCCCUUUCUAAUUCUGCCAUUACUCGUGAGUCACUGGGGUUCUAGGCUCGUAGUUUCCAAUUGCCUCUGGCUUCCCAUCUUUCUUCCUCAGGUUCUGGAAUGCAGUCUCCAAGUGGGCUUGUUGUAGAAUGUCUCCUGUUGUAGAAUCUAGAACUCACUCUGUAGAUUCUCUUGAUCAAGAUCUCCCAUCCCUUGACUCUUUAGGUCCAAAUCUAAUCCUUCUAGCUCUGUUCUGGGCUUCCCUACCCUCACUGUGCUUGUCUCGGUUCUUCCCUUGACUCUCAAGUCUUCCCAUUCCAAAUCAUCUGCUCAUGAACUUCAUGCUCAAGCCCCUCCCUCCUGUCUCAUAGCCCCGAAAAUUCUCUACCCUAGAACCUCUUUCACUCCUCACCCCAAGCCUCCAGGCAUGCACUUAACCUUAACUCUACUCCCAGGUAUCUAGGAACCUGGGGCUCCCUCCCCUCCUUAGGGGAUCCAUAAUCCAGCCGCACAGGCACACGCACAGCCCUAUCUGCAUAUCUUGGGGUGGGGAAAGAGGGCAGGACCCCCUCAGCUGUCUCCCACCAUCUAUGAGUCCUCCUUACCCCUAGCUUCCUUCUACAAUGGUGCUACUCUUGGUCUUCCACAGGAAAAGGCUCCCCUCUCUGUCCCAUUCAUGACUCUAAGGAAGGCACCACACAAUCUGUCUUGUCAAGAGGUGGCCUGUCCAGGUGCUACAGGGAAAAGGGUGUGAACCUCUCUCCCCUCAUGGGUUUUGUGGGCCCUCAAUGGAAGGAACUGUCCUGGCUAGGAGAGAGGAAGGACAUGGCCCAGCCAUGCUGGCUCAGAAACCCAAAACUGUCUCCAAAACCACCAUAAAGACCUCGCCUUGGUAGGCACCAGA
Messenger RNA from Peromyscus californicus insignis, 8344 nucleotides. It is a transcript of the gene Hif3a, whose product is annotated as hypoxia inducible factor 3 subunit alpha. The transcript is spliced from 14 exons. Gene Ontology annotation, biological process: cellular response to hypoxia; regulation of transcription by RNA polymerase II. The record is from RefSeq and is a predicted model, not a curated record. NCBI's taxonomy places the organism in Eukaryota, Metazoa, Chordata, Mammalia, Rodentia, Cricetidae. Bases 2188 to 3927 code for a protein of 579 amino acids. Gene Ontology annotation, molecular function: protein dimerization activity; RNA polymerase II transcription regulatory region sequence-specific DNA binding; DNA-binding transcription factor activity, RNA polymerase II-specific.